Messenger RNA from Mauremys reevesii (Reeves's turtle), 3933 nucleotides. RefSeq names its product nephronectin (gene NPNT). Bases 433 to 2349 code for a protein of 638 amino acids. The record is from RefSeq and is a predicted model, not a curated record. NCBI's taxonomy places the organism in Eukaryota, Metazoa, Chordata, Testudines, Geoemydidae. Gene Ontology annotation, molecular function: calcium ion binding. The transcript is spliced from 14 exons. Gene Ontology annotation, cellular component: membrane.
GCACAGGGCUGGCCCCGGAGGCGGCAGGCGGGAGAGUGCCUGCCUCUCUCAGCCAUUCCCCGAGCAGGGCUGAGCGCAGGGGCUCGCUGGAGCUCGGGGUUUCGGCUACACGCCGCUUCGCUUCGCUUCCCCGGCGCGCCCGACUGCGCCCCUGCCGGCUGCGGGCGGCGCUGCCCGGCCCCUGCACGCCGGGAGGGAGCGCGAGGGGCUCGCGGCUGCCGGAGACCUGCUGCCGCGGCCGGGCGGCUCCCACAGCAGCCGGGAUUAGCAGCAGCCGGGGGGCCCCCGCCGUUCAGCUUUCAGCGCGGCGGGGCGGAGGGCGGCGCUGCGAGUGCCUGAGCGAGGAGCGGCGAGCAGCUGUGCUGCCCUGCAUCCCUCCCCACGCCGCCGCUCGAGCAGCAGCCCCAGACUCUCGUGCCCCCUCCUCCAAACAUGGAUUUAUUCUUCCUGAGGUUCCUCGCGGUGGCCUGGCUUCACCUGGAGGCUGCGGCGGAGUUUGACGGAAGGUGGCCCAGACAAAUAGUCUCCUCUAUGGGAUUGUGUCGGUUUGGAAGUAGAGUUGAUUGCUGCUGGGGCUGGGCCCGUCAGUCAUGGGGGCAAUGCCAACCUUUCUACGUCUUAAGGCAGAGAAUAGCCAGAAUAAGGUGCCAGCUCAAAGCUAUAUGUCAGCCUAGAUGCAAACAUGGUGAAUGUAUUGGACCAAACAAAUGCAAAUGUCUCCCAGGGUAUACUGGAAAAACCUGCAACCAAGCUGAGCACCUGUAUACAAGCCCAACUGAUCGGCACAGUGAACCACCUCUAUUUCGCCCCCUGGAUCAUCAUGCAACAAAUGUGCCUUCAAGGGAUCUAAACGAGUGUGGAUUAAAGCCUCGGCCAUGCAAACAUCGAUGCAUGAAUACCUACGGUAGCUACAAAUGCUAUUGUCUGAAUGGAUACAUGCUUAUGCCAGAUGGAUCAUGUUCUAAUGCUCUUUCUUGUUCAAUGGCAAACUGCCAGUACGGCUGUGAUGUCGUGAAAGGAGAGGUACGCUGCCACUGUCCUUCUCCAGGCUUGCAGCUAGGGCCUGAUGGUAGAACCUGCAUAGACGUUGAUGAAUGUGCGACUGGGAGAGUUGUCUGUCCCAGAUUUAGGAAAUGUGUUAAUACUUUUGGAAGCUAUAUCUGCAAGUGUCAUAAAGGCUUCGACCUGAUGUACAUUGGAGGCAAAUACCAGUGCCACGAUAUAGAUGAAUGCUCAAUUGGCCAGUAUCAGUGUGGCAGCUUUUCACGAUGUUACAAUACCCAGGGAACCUACAAGUGUAAAUGUAAAGAAGGAUACAGAGGCGAUGGAAUAAACUGCCUGCCUAUUCCUAAAGUUAUGAUUGAACCAUCUCGUCCAAAUAAUAUAUUCAAGGGCAAUACUACACUACCGAAGGGCAGCAGCGGUAUGACCAAUAGGAUUCCUGACAUCGGAGGUACAAGACAGCCCCUGAGACCACCACAUAUACCAGCUGUUAUUACAGUAAGGCCUGCACCCAAGCCAACAGUACAACCUACACCAAAACCAACAAUAUGGCGUACACCCAAGCCAACUACUAGGUUUGUACCAAAACCGAUGACAACAAGACCACCACUGAAGCCAGCAACAAGGCCUCCAACACCUCCACAACCUACAACAUCAAAACCUACACCAACAGCAAGAUCCCCACAGUUAACAACUAAAGAUUCUUCUCUUGUUCCCACUGAAACUACCUCUCCCCAAGGAUUUACAGUUGACAACAGAAUACAAAUAGAACCUCAGAAACCACGAGGGGAUGUGUUUAUUCCACGACAGCCUGGAGUGAGCAAUAAUCUGUUUGAAAUAUUUGAAAUUGAAAGAGGGAUUAGUGCAGAUGAGGAUGAAGCAAACGAUGAUCCAGGUAUCCUGGUGCACAGCUGUAACUUCGAUAGUGGUCUGUGUGGAUGGAUCAAAGAUAAAGAUGAUGAUUUGCACUGGGAACCACUUAGAGAUCCAUCAGGUGGACAGUAUGUGACUAUCUCUGAACCCAAAGGCAAAGAGGGAAAAGUGGCACGUCUGGUCUUGCCACUUGGCCAGUUAGCUCAUUCAGGGGACUUGUGUCUGUCCUUUAGGCAUAAGGUAUCUGGACUACAUUCUGGUCUACUCCAAGUGUUUUUAAGAAAAAAUGGUGCUCAUGGACCAGCAGUUUGGGGAAGAAAUGGUGGCCAUGGCUGGAGACAAACACAAAUAACUUUGCAGGACUCAGGCAUCAAAAGUGUUAUUUUCAAAGGUGAAAAAGGGAAAGGCAGAACCGGGGACAUUGGAUUAGAUGAUGUGAGCUUGAGGAAAGGCCGCUGCUCUGAAGAACAUUAGCAACACCACUAGACUGGCAAAGAAUAUAUACAAUUUCUCUUUCCUUUUAAUCCUAUUCCUAUCAAGUUAAAAGAAACCUGUGGGCCCAAGUGGAAAGUAUGGACAGUGAUCACCUCAUUAGCCCAGUGAAACUCUACUUAAAAUAAUGCAAAUUGUCUGUAAGGAUGCAAACUUCAAGCCAAUAUUGGGUGUUUUUACUAUUAUUCCUUGUCCACAUACUUUGUGUGUGAUAAAGGUAUCUUGUACCAUGCCUGAAAAAUGCUCAUAUUAAAUGGGCAGGGAGGGGAUGGGAGAGCAAGUGUGGCUAAAUGUCAUCAGAAGAGAUCUCCAGCUCACAGUGGUAGUAUUAACUGUUGUUGUGUGUUUUGCCAUAGUGGUACCAUUACACUGAUGAUGAUGAUAUGCUGUGCGAUUUGUCUGACUUCAUAAUUUGAAGUUAACUGAGGCCUGGACCUGAACUUUUGGCUAUUUUACUGCCAUUGACUUUUAAAGAACGGCGUGUUACAUAUCAAAUAGCAUUUAUUCUGAUGUAUCUAUAGUAACAAAAGGCAGUUAUGUAGAGUAGGUGCUGCAUCCCUUAAUAUUGCUAGUACUGUGUUGUGUAAAUGUGUGUGGUUACUAAUGUAUUUAUGUUUCUUAUAUUUAGAUUCCAGUUGCAAGGUAAAUGGCAGCUGUGCUUUCAAGCUAAAAUACAGUAUAUGAGCUCGGUGUGUUCUUUGACCCUGUGCUGGUGACCACUGAUAAAUUAGCAGUGUCCUGACAUUUUCUAUCUUUUGGCCCUAAAUACUAGUGAUUUUUUUCAUGAGGUUAUGAUUGAAAACAAAGGGCCAGAUCCUCAGCUGGUGUAGUGGUGUGUAACUCAAUGGGUUGCCAUGGUCCUAAAUUAGUUUAUACCAGCUGAUUAGCAAGAUGCUGCCUACUAUUAACUCCCAUUGAUCUCUCUGGGAGUGUAGGAUGCUGAGCACUGCCAAGGAGGUGCUUUUGCAUUCUGCAGCAUUGAACUUGUUGAAGUCAGUGGCAGUUUUGCAAUUGACAAUAGGAUGGGCCACACUCCCUGCUGAUAGUAAUUAUUACAACCCAUCUCAGCAGUACAAGUGAGUCAGUUGCUCUAAUGCAUUGAAAUAUAACUGACCAUUGAAUCUUGCAUCUGUACAAGGUCCUUGCCAGACUGCUCAGAAAACUACAACAACAACAUUUAGAGCUAAAAUGUUAGUUCUAGAUGGAAUUAGUAUUUGUCAGACUAUUGGGCUUUUUCUUUUAGUCAUCCAUUUUGGAUGUGGUAAAUGUACAACUCCAUGGAGAAAUGUUGAAUUUCUCCACUUGGCUUGUCUAGCCUUUUUUAAAUGAAAAAGCUUUAAUAUUAGCAAUGAGAUCAGUUUUAAAUUUGACAAAUUUAUAUUUAUAUUAGAAGCAAACUAAUAGAUUGUUGUUCUAGGGAGACAACCUUAAAAUUUCAAAUAAGGUACAGCCAGACGACAAAAAGCUUUAUGACCUUUUUAAAAUAAUUAAAUGUAAAUUACUAAUGUAAGAGCAAUGUAUCAUUAUGUACGAUCUUAUAAAAGUUAUUUCUGGUUUCAACAAAAA